This is a messenger RNA of Eleginops maclovinus (Patagonian blennie), 1548 nucleotides long. RefSeq names its product general transcription factor II-I repeat domain-containing protein 2A-like. The record is from RefSeq and is a predicted model, not a curated record. Bases 32 to 1435 code for a protein of 467 amino acids. Lineage: Eukaryota; Metazoa; Chordata; Actinopteri; Perciformes; Eleginopidae. The transcript is spliced from 2 exons.
GGAAGUGCUCUCUUCUGUAGCUGAUGUUCAAAUGGGGGCAAGCACAAUGGUCAGGAGAGUGACAGCAAUGUCCGACAACUUGACUGAUCAGCUGGACCAGGAUCUCAGGGAGUGCAGGUGGUUCAGCAUCCAAUGUGAUGAGUCCAUCGACAGCAGCAGCACGGCGCAGCUGAUGAUGUUUGUUCGGAUGGUGUUUCAAGAUUUCUCUACAAAAGAGGAACUUCUCACACUACUCCCCCUAAAAACCAGCACAAGGGGGGUUGAUAUCUACAACGCGGUGAAGGAGUUUUUCAACAACAGAAACAUACCACUGGAAAAGCUGGUGUCGAUUACCACCGAUGGGGCUCCUGCGAUGACCGGACGGCAUGCAGGGUUCAUCGCGCUCUGUAAAAGCGACCCAGCGUUCCCGAAAUUCGUACAGUACCACUGCAUCAUUCACCAGCAGGCCUUAUGUGCAAAGGUGAUCGGCUUCGAGCACGUAAUGACUCCUGUUGUGAGGAUCAUAAACAGCAUCCGUUCCAAAGCUAAACAACACCGAAGUUUCAAGGUGAUGUUGGCGGAGCUGUCGGCUGAAUAUGGGGACCUGCUUCUCCACACGGACAUCCGAUGGCUCAGCAGAGGACGGAUUCUGCUCCGGUUUUUGUCGCUGUUGAGGGAGAUCAAAGAUUUUAUGAAAUCUAGAGACGAAGACACAUCGCUGCUGGAGGACGUUGCGUGGCUACUAGACCUGGCAUUUCUGACGGACAUUACUGGAAAACUGAACAAUCUGAACUGUGCGCUGCAAGGCAAAGGUAAGACUGUUGCCGACAUGAUCAGUGCUUUAAAUGCGUUUAAAGCACAGAUGAGCAUUUUCUCUGCGCAUUUACAGAGAAAAAAGGUGCUGCACUUCCCCUCUUUGCAGAUGGUGCUGAACGACAAUACCUCUGCGUCUGAGAUUUUUGGCAACGCUGCCGAAAAAUACACUCAAGUCAUAAACAGGGUUGGGCAAGAGUUUGAGAAUAGGUUUUGUGACAUUGAUAAACUUGAGCCAUGUGUGUCGUUCGUUUCGAAUCCAUUUAUAAACGUGGACACAACGUCCAUUGCUGAGCAACUAAGUGCAAUGUUCAGCUUGGAUGCUGGGCAGGUGGAAAUAGAAAUAGUGACACUGCAGAAUGACAUUCGCCUCAAAGCCCACCAGGCUGCAGCAAACUUUUGGGGCCUUGUUGAUACUGAAAAGUACAGUGGUCUGUGCACAGCAGCAAUGAAGGUUGCCAGUCUGUUUGGGUCUACCUAUCUUUGUGAAUCAGCCUUUUCUGACAUGAAUUUCAUAAAAAACGAACACAGAACACGGCUCACUGAUGCACAUCUGCAAGACUCACUCAGACUUGCAGUGUCAAAUUACAGCCCAGAUUACGAGGCCCUGGUUGCCAGCAUGCAAUGCCAGGCUUCCCAUUAAAACUUAUGAAAGAUUGUGAUGGAUUAAAUAGGCCUAUAAAUACUUUUGUUUAAUGUUAUGUUGUUCUGUUUGAUGGUGAUUACAGUGAAAUAGAAAUAAAGUGCUGAUUUUGA